AUGCAACUGCCCCACCAGAGCUUGAUCCACCACGUGAUCCAGGAUCGAGGCGAUAAGCAGAGACAAAGGAAAGUCCCAAACCAGACCAAGGACGGAUCCAUCAACGCCCUGAAGAAGCGCGUGAGGACGAUCGAGCGCCUGUUCAACAAGGGCAGCGACGUGCCGGGGAACACCAAGGUCGAACUCGAGCGGGAGCUUGCCGCACACAAGGCGACCAUUACGGAACUUACGUACCGGAAGAAGCGCAGCGAAAUGAUUAAGAAGUACCACAUGGUUCGGUUUUUCGAGCGCCAAAAGGCCGAGCGGCUAGUGAAGCAGCUCACGAAGCAGUUGAAAACGGCGGAAUCAGACGAGAUCAAGGCCCAGCUCCACGUCGCCGAGGGCUCGGCCGCCGACGAGUCUACUACCCCCACCGCCAAGGCCGCCCUCGACGCCGAGCGACCUCCCAUGUGGAAGGAGAUUGAGGAGGCUCUCGCCCGGGGUCCUCGGGCCCUCGAGAAGAUGCGCGACCGAAACCCCGACGGCGACGUUGUGGAUCCCGAGGGACUCGGAUUCUUUGGCUUCCGGAAGUGGAACGCCGGUGGCGCAGCUGCCACUUGGGCGAGAUGGCAGCAGUUCAUCCGUCGCAACAACGAAAUGCUGGCCGAGAAACAGCAAGGCCUUGACAAGCCGUCUAGUCUCGAUGGCGAGGAUGACAAUGACAACGGCGACGACCAUGGCGGCGGUGAUGAAAAUCUUGAGAGCUUCUUUCUUAUCUAA
Molecule: messenger RNA, 759 nt
Organism: Parascedosporium putredinis
Lineage: Eukaryota; Fungi; Ascomycota; Sordariomycetes; Microascales; Microascaceae
Source: the annotation of a GenBank genome assembly